Molecule: messenger RNA, 3711 nt
Organism: Camelus dromedarius (Arabian camel)
Lineage: Eukaryota; Metazoa; Chordata; Mammalia; Artiodactyla; Camelidae
Gene: ZC3H18
Product: zinc finger CCCH-type containing 18
Exons: 19
Coding region: 193-3105 (970 amino acids)
Cellular component (GO): precatalytic spliceosome
Molecular function (GO): RNA binding; metal ion binding
Source: RefSeq, a predicted model, not a curated record
GUCGCGGCCUGAUGACGUCGCACAAUGGCCGGCCCCCGAGGGUAGUGGAGCCCGUUUGUUCCGCCCGCGUCGCGCCUCCAGUCGGAGCCUGUGAGGAGCGGAAGGACCGAGGGACGUCUUCCCCGCACCGCCCCAACCCCCGCGGAGCCGUGGCCCCCCUCCCCGUCCUCGCGCUGAGAAGUGUGGGUACCGAUGGAUGUGGCCGAGAGCCCUGAACGGGACCCUCGCUCUCCGGAGGACGAAGAAGAGGAGCAGCAGGGGCUCUCGGACGAUGACAUUUUGAGGGAAAGUGGGUCUGACCAGGACUUGGACGGAGCUGGGGGGAAGGCUUCUGAUUUGGAGGAUGAGGACCCCGGUGCCCCGGGACUGAGCCAGGAGGAAGAAGAGAGUCGCUCCGACGAGGAGGACCAGGACUCUGAGGCUCAAGAGCUGAGCGGGGGCCCGGCCAGCCCCCCGCGUGUGGAGGAGGGGGAUGGCGGGGAGGAAGACUGCACCAGCGACCUAAGGGACGAGGCCUCGUCGGUCACCAGGGAGCUGGACGAGCAUGAGCUGGACUACGAUGAGGAGGUCCCCGAGGAGCCGGCCCCCGCCCUGCAGGAGGACGACGGCGAGAAGGCCGGGCCCGAGGAUGAUGACGAGAGGGGGGACGGGGCCCCCGGGGAGGAGGGGAAGGCAGGUGCCCCUGGUGUGGAGGACAGGGAGCCCCUGGAGGCUGCCAAGGAGAGGAAGAAAGAGGAUGACGACGGGGAGAUCGAUGACGGGGAGAUCGACGAUGAUGACCUGGAAGAGGGUGAAGUGAAGGACCCCAGUGACAGGAAGGUGAGGCCUCGUCCCACCUGCCGAUUCUUCAUGAAAGACGUUGUGACACCAUUGUCCACUGCUCCACCAAUACCAAAUUCCAUACCAUUCAGAGGCCAGGUUAAAGGGAACUGCACCUGGGGGAUGAACUGCAGGUUUAUCCACCCCGGAGUCAACGACAAGGGCAACUACUCUCUCAUCACCAAGGCGGAGCCCUUCCCGCCCAACGGCGCCCCGCCCCUCGGACCGCACCCUCUGAUGCCUGCCAGCCCUUGGGGCGGGCCGGGAGUCGAUGAAGUUUUGCCUCCACCCCCUCCAGAGCCCCCCACCGAGAGCGCCUGGGAGCGAGGACUCCGGCACGCAAAGGAGGUUUUAAAAAAAGCAACCAUUCGAAAAGAACAGGAACCUGAUUUUGAAGAGAAAAGGUUUACAGUGACCAUUGGCGAAGAUGAACGGGAGUUUGACAAAGAAAAUGAAGUUUUCCGAGACUGGAAUUACCGCAUCACGAGAGAUGUCAGAGAUACAGCGCUGGAGCCGUACGCAGACCCCUACUACGACUACGAGGUAGAGCGGCUCUGGCGCAGCGGCCAGUACGAGAACUUCCGGGUGCAGUACUCGGACGCCGAGCCGCACCACAGCUACCGGGAAAGGGAACGGGAGCGCGAGCGAGAGAACCGGCAGCGCGAGCGGGAGCGCGAGCGGGAGCGAGACCGGGAGCGGGAGCGGCGGCAGCGUGAGCGUGAGCGCGAGCGCGAGCGCGAGCGGGACAAGGAGCGGCAGCGGAGGAAGGAGGAGUGGGAGCGGGAGCGCGCCAAGCGGGACGAGAAGGACCGACAGCACCGCGACCGCGACCGGGAGAAGGAGCGCGAGAAGGAGAAGGAGAAGCCCAAGGCCCGCUCCCCGCAGCCGCCCAGCCGUCAAGCUGAGCUGCCAAAGAAGGAGGCGGCCUCCACGGGGCCCCAGGUGAAGAGAGCUGACGAGUGGAAGGACCCCUGGCGCCGGUCCAAGUCCCCCAAGAAGAAACUCGGAGUGUCGGUCUCCCCUAGCCGGGCACGACGGCGCCGGAAAACGUCAGCCUCGUCGGCCUCUGCCUCCAAUUCCUCCAGGUCGUCCUCGCGGUCCUCAUCCUACUCUGGCUCUGGCUCGUCCCGGUCCCGGUCCCGGUCCUCGUCCUACAGCUCCUACUCCAGCCGCUCUUCCAGACACAGCUCGUUCUCAGGCAGCCGGUCCAGGUCCCGGUCUUUCUCCUCAUCCCCAUCCCCGUCCCCGACGCCCUCCCCGCACAGACCUGUGAGAGCCAAGGGGGAGCCAGCUCCGCCUCCCGCCAAGGCAGGGGAGAAAUCGGUGAAGAAGCCAGCCCCAGCUCCAGCCCCACCACAGGCCCCCAAAACCACUGCUGCUCCUGUCCCUGAGCCCGCCAAGCCCGGAGACCCUCGGGAAGCCAGGAGGAGGGAGCGGCAGGCCAGGACCCCCCCCAGGAGGCGGACUGUCAGCGGCAGCGGCAGCGGCAGCAGCUACAGCGGCUCCAGUUCCAGAUCCAGGUCCCUGAGCGUGAGCAGCGUCUCCUCGGUGUCCAGUGCCACGUCGAGCAGCAGCUCAGCGCACAGCGUGGACUCGGAUGACAUGUACGCGGACCUGGCCAGCCCCGUGUCCUCAGCCAGCUCGCGGUCCCCAACCCCAGCCCAGACGAAGAAGGAGAAAGGAAAAUCUAAAAAGGAAGAUGGUGUGAAAGCAGAUAAGCGGAAACGGGAUCCGUCCACACAGCCGCCCAAACCCUCGAGGCCCAGCGCAGGCAGCAGACCCUCCCAGCAGCCCACGGCCCCCCAGCAGGCACCUCCCGGGCAGCCCCAGCAGGGCACAUUCAUUGCCCACAAAGAGAUCAAGCUGACCCUGCUCAACAAGGCUGCUGACAAAGCAAGCAGGAAGCGCUACGAGCCCUCAGACAAGGACCGGCAGAGCCCCCCUCCCGCCAAGCGGGCUAACCUGUCCCCGGACCGAGGUUCUCGGGACCGGAAGUCAGGUGGGAGGCUUAGCUCCCCAAAGCCAGAGCGGCAGAGGGGCCAGAAUUCCAAGGCACCCGUGGCCCCGCCAGACAGGAAGCGCCCAUUGUCACCCCAGUCCAAGAGCUCUGGCAAGGUCACCAGUGUGCCUGGCAAAGCCUCGGACUCCAGCGCUGCCUCCGCCUCCGCCGGCACCAAGUCAGGGAAGGCCAGCACGCUGUCCCGGCGGGAGGAGCUGCUCAAGCAGCUGAAGGCCGUGGAGGACGCCAUCGCCCGCAAGCGGGCCAAGAUCCCCGGGAAGGUGUAGGCCCGUGCUCUGCUCCUGGGGCACAGACGCUCCUGUUUUUAUAAAUAGGGUAAGCACAGCCAUUUUGGAUUUUGCAGUUUAUGUCUUAUUUUGGCUGUGAUUCUUUUUAAAAAUUGAAAAAGAAAAAAAAAAGUUCCUCAGCUGGAAGAGAAGCCACACACACGGAAUGAAGAGGACGCUGAGCCCCAGACUGAACCAGCCCCUCCCAGAGUGGAGUCCUGCCAGACUGGCGCCGACUUUACGUAAUUUACGAGUCCAGGGCGCCCACGUGAGCCCCACCCUCUUUUCCUCCCUCUGCUCGUCAGGGUGCCCACUGCCAUGUGGGGCCCCGACGCACCACCCCCACCGUCACCAGGAACACCAGUGCUGCUGAGCGUCCUGCCUGUCCCUGCCACCCCAGGAUCAAAAAAUAUAUAUAUUCUUGACUGAAGUCUGAUUGGGAAAUACUUCCUGUCUUUUAUUUUAAGCAUCAAAUUGUUUUAGUUGAUUUAAAAAGGAAAAAAAAUACAGAAAAGGAAAAAAAAAGGCCAAGAGUAUUGUUGGGCGUCUCAGAUGUGGAGGGUCUUUUUUUGAGGGGUCUCCUAAAAUAAAAUAUUUUGAUAAGCA